AUGACUUUGUUUGUAGUUUUUUUGCUUGUUACCUUUCCAAUCAUUUCAAAUGGACUUCAGUUGUCCCAUGAAAUUAAACAAUCAAAUAUUUACUGUGGUCGCGAUACUAUCCCAGGACAAGUGCCAUUCUACGCUUCAAUAGAAUAUGAUGAACCAAACGUGCAUUACGAAUUGUGUAGUGGUGUUUUGAUUGCAGAUCGAUGGAUAUUGACUGAGGCUUAUUGUUUAAAAUUUAUUUUUGGACCCAUACGGGUUGUUUUAGGUAACGAAUCAAACAACAAAACAAUUGGAGUGGAAGACUACUACAUCCAUCCGAAUGUUAGUCUUGAAACAACCAUGAACAAUAUCGCUCUUUUAUUAUUGAAAGAACCAGUUCAGUUCAGUAUGAACAUCCAACCAAUUUGUUUACCAGAGCCUGGAGAAGAUGAAACUUUUCAUGGUCGCUAUGGGACAGUUGCUGGCCGGGAAAAACUAAAUCCAACAGUGAGAAAAUUACCUUCAAAUAUGCACAUAACCACGUUGCCUAUCGACAGAUCUGAGGAUUGUGAUAAAUUUUUCAAAAAAGUCAUUAAAAAAAAUAUCACUGAUUCCUUUUUUUGUGCUGGUUACCCGAAAAGACGAAAAGAUGCAUGUUUUCCUGAUCGUGGCGAUCCGUUCAUGGUCAAAGUUCGAAAACAUUGGGUAAUUGUUGGAAUCACAUUGAUUAACAUGAGAUGUAAGAGGCCUCAUGCACUCGAUAUUUACGUUAGAGUUGCAUUUUUCUUGGAAUGGAUAAAAAGCACAAUAGAGAAAUAUAAUAGUUGAAAUGUAUUUUUAAAUGUUCACCUGUUAUCUUUGGCGCAUUAAAUAUAAUUUUCAGAAUAUGU
Molecule: messenger RNA, 866 nt
Organism: Tetranychus urticae (two-spotted spider mite)
Lineage: Eukaryota; Metazoa; Arthropoda; Arachnida; Trombidiformes; Tetranychidae
Source: RefSeq, a predicted model, not a curated record